This is a messenger RNA of Trematomus bernacchii (emerald rockcod), 1159 nucleotides long. It is a transcript of the gene rplp0, whose product is annotated as ribosomal protein, large, P0. Gene Ontology annotation, molecular function: large ribosomal subunit rRNA binding; structural constituent of ribosome. Lineage: Eukaryota; Metazoa; Chordata; Actinopteri; Perciformes; Nototheniidae. The record is from RefSeq and is a predicted model, not a curated record. Gene Ontology annotation, biological process: ribosomal large subunit assembly; cytoplasmic translation; ribosome biogenesis. The transcript has 8 exons. The coding region runs from base 137 to 1087 and encodes 316 amino acids. Gene Ontology annotation, cellular component: cytosolic large ribosomal subunit.
UUGUGAUUCGUCACUUAUUUUGUAUAAACUCUGCUUGCGUCUAUUCCUGUUUCUCUUUCUUUCACGCGACCCUCUAGUCACGAUAUUACCUUGUCUUUAAAUCAGCUGUUCAGCGAUCCUUGGAAGCACUGCAAAGAUGCCCAGGGAAGACAGGGCCACGUGGAAGUCCAACUAUUUUUUGAAAAUCAUCCAACUUCUGGAUGAUUUCCCCAAAUGCUUCGUUGUGGGUGCAGACAAUGUCGGCUCCAAGCAGAUGCAGACCAUCCGUCUGUCUCUGCGAGGAAGGGCUGUGGUACUCAUGGGCAAAAACACCAUGAUGCGCAAAGCCAUUCGUGGACACCUUGAGAACAAUCCUGCCCUGGAGAAGCUUCUGCCUCACAUUAAAGGAAAUGUGGGCUUUGUCUUCACCAAGGAGGAUCUGACCGAGGUUCGGGACCUGCUGCUGCACAACAAGGUGCCUGCAGCUGCCCGUGCCGGAGCCCUCGCCCCUUGUGAAGUCACCGUGCCAGCCCAGAACACUGGUCUGGGGCCUGAGAAGACCUCCUUCUUCCAGGCUCUGGGUAUCACCACCAAGAUCUCUAGGGGAACCAUUGAAAUCUUGAAUGACGUCAAUCUGAUCAAGACCGGCGACAAGGUUGGUGCCAGCGAGGCCACGCUCCUCAACAUGCUGAACAUCUCGCCUUUCUCCUAUGGACUCAACAUCCAGCAGGUGUAUGACAAUGGCAGUGUUUACAGUCCUGAGGUGCUCGACAUCACUGAGGCUUCUCUGCAUGCCAAGUUCCUGGAGGGUGUGAGGAACAUUGCAAGCGUGUGUCUGACGAUUGGCUAUCCCACUUUGGCCUCUGUCCCCCACACCGUCAUCAAUGGCUUCAAGAGAGUCCUGGCUGUCGCUGUGGAGACAGACUACUCCUUCCCCCUGGCAGACAAGGUCAAGGCCUUCUUGGCUGACCCAUCUGCUUUUGCUGCUGUCGCAGCACCUGUAGCGGCCGCAGCUGAGACCGCUCCGGCUGCUAAGGAGGAGGAGGCUAAGGAAGAGUCUGAGGCUGAGGGAUCAGAUGAUGACAUGGGCUUCGGUCUGUUCGACUAAAAUAAAUACAGCGAACAACCAAGAUUGAGUCAAAUGACACCAUGAUUCAAUAAAAAAAACAUCUUUACUCAA